AUGGAGAUGGUUGAUGAUGGAUCUACAGGUGGGAGAGAUCGAACGACUGAGGAAGAAGACUUGAUUCUGCGGAGUGUGAAGAAACCUAAAGGGGUGACAUUAGUUGAUGACAACAUGGACGAUUUUAUGCUGGAAAAGCUGGAUGUUGAAGGUAGCGAAGAAGCCAAGGCUUCUUGCGCGGAGGGUGACUGUACGAAGAAGGAGGGUAAUGGUACGAGGGUUAUCUCGUACAAAGAUAAGUUGUUAAGGCUGAAUGAGGGAGAAGGCUUUUCGGAGGGAGAGGCAGACGAUUGGAAGGAAAUUCAACGCAAGGAAGAGGAGGAGGAUGGGUGUGAUGAGGAUCUUAGUCACGGUGCUGUGGAGGAUCCCCUAUGUCCAGUUCUCCGUCUUUCUAAGAGCGAGCACAAGGGAAGUUGUAAACAGUGGAGGAAGGCCCUUAUCAUUAAGUUGAUGGGGAAGAAAAUAGGGACGCGGUUCUUGAUGGCACGUUUGCAGAGGCUUUGGAACCUGGUUUCUACGUACGAGUUGAUAGAUCUGGAUAAUGGGUUCCUUCUCCUAAGGUUCCAUGAUGAUGGGGAUUACGUGCAUGUGCUGGAGGAGGGUCCUUGGGUGGUUGCUGAUCACUAUAUUGUGGUUCAAAGGUGGUUCCCUUUCUUCGACCCGUAUGAUGAAGACUUCAGGAAGCUUGCUGUAAAUUCCUUGAGGAAAAAUGAUUUGGGGGAUGUGGUUAUCACUGAGAGAGCAAAGUUUGCAAGAAUUUGUGUGGAAGUGGAUCUUAGAAAGACACUGCUUUCGAAAUUCACGGUUGAUGAUAAGGUAUACCAGGUUGGAUAUGAAGGGAUUCACCUUAUUUGUUUUAAGUGUGGUGUUUAUGGUCACAGGAAGGAUAAGUGUGAUGACUUAUCUACUCAAAAUCAGGGGAGACCUAUGGAGGUGGAUGUGAAUGGUCAGCAGCCCUUGGAGGGAAAUCCUGGUGUUGGUAGUAAGACAAGCCAGGAGGUUGAGGAAGCUUUUGGGAGUUGGAUGGUGGUUCAGAAACCUAAGAGGGGAGGGAAACCUAGAUUUGUCCAGGAGAAGAGGGUGUUUGUGAAGGAAGAGGUUCCUGUGGUUAGUUCGAAGGAUGCUAGGGAGGAUGUUAGGGGUUCCAGAUGGGAUGAAGGGGAAGGGAGUCUUGGUUCUCAGAAAGAAACGGGUGAGAAGGACUCUUCAAUUCCUGUUUUGAGUUCGAACAAGAAUGGUGAUUCAAAGCAAUCUGAGCCUAAAGGGGAGAUGGUAGCUGGAAUUGAGGGCAAUGCUGGAGCUGCUAGUCCAAAGAACUCAACCAAGAGUUUGAGGCAGGACAGCUUGGGGCAGAAGAGAGGGAUUCUGAAGGACAACAGAAGCAAGAUUGGUAGUAGUGGUUCCAAGCUCAGUAAAGCAGCCUCUAGUGAUCAUAGGAAGGGUGAAGUUGAGAAUCUUCCUCCGAAUGCUGGUCAGAGUGGAGCUGAGCAAGGGAAGAAACCUAGGGCUAAAGUGAAGUCCUUGCCACUAGGAGGAUAUGGAGGCUCGGGUGAGGAGGUUCAAGCUAAGAUUAAAGGAGAUGAGUAUAGAGGACCAGCCUACUCCCUCAGGGGGGGGGUAGGGAAAAAAGAGUUUCCUGCCCUUAUUAAAGAUUUGAAAUUUCGAUUUAAGAUUAGCAUUCUGGCUUUAGUUGAGACUAGGAUAAGUGGUUGUAGAGGGGAUAAAAUCAUAAAAAAGUUGGGUUUCAAUAAAAGCUUUAAACAUGAGGCUGUGGGUUUUGCUGGGGGGAUUUGGCUCCUAUGGGAUGACAUGAAAGUCAAAGUCGAAAUUGCUUAUGACCAUAAUCAGUAUAUUCACACUAGAGUUGUGCAUGUGGAGGAUGACAGAAGUGAGUUUGUGACCUUUGUUUAUGGCAACCCGAGAAGGUUGGAUAGGCAGGUGUUAUGGGAGAGGUUGGAGCUCAUCUCUCAGGAGAUGGUUGGGCCUUGGAUUGUAUUAGGGGAUUUUAACUCUGUUCAAAAGGGGUGUGAGAAAGUAGGGGGAAAAGAAGCUUCCCUAAUCAGUAUGAAUGAGAUGAAUUCUUGCUUGAUGAAUUGUGAGCUGGAGGAUAUAGGUUUCAAAGGUCCUAAUUUUACUUGGAAGAGGGGAAUUCUGCAGGAAAGGUUGGAUAGGGCUUGUGCUAAUGAAGCUUGGGUUCUUAACUGGCCGAAUAGGUUUGUGACUCAUCUUCCUUUCCUGAAUUCUGAUCGCAGACCUAUAUUGCUUGCCUACGAUGAGGUCCAUAAGGCUGAUGCUAGGGAGAGACCUUUUAAGUUCCUUGCUUCUUGGAUGACUGUUGAUGGGUUUGAGGAUGUUGUAAGGAGUAGCUGGAAUAGAUUCUUUGACUGGGGUCCUGCUAGAAAUGAGUUUGAAAGGAGGGCUAAAGAUUGGCACCAUAGUGUGUACAGACUGAAUAUGAGAAAGAAGAAUAACAUAUAUGCUAGACUUAGGGGGAUUGACAAUUAUAGGAUGGGUAGGUAUGACCAUAGCAUGGAGAUCCUUCAGAGAAGCUUGUGGAAGGAGCUUCAGGAAAUUUUGGUUAGGGAGGAGUUAGACUGGUUUCAAAGGUCUAGGUGCCAAUGGCUGAAAUUUGGUGAUAAGAAUACAAAGUUUUUCCAUUCAGCUGCUAUAUCUAGAAGAAGGCAUAAUAAGGUGAUUGCCCUUAAAGAUGAGGAUGGGAAUUGGGUCAGUGACAAGGAGGAACUCUGCACUCUAGCAAGUUGUUAUUUUGAGAAGCUCUUUGCUCCUGGUGAUGUUGAGGUGGAGGAAUUUCCAGUGAAAGGUUUGUUUCCCAUUCUUGAUAAUAAGGAGUUGGACUAG
Messenger RNA from Gastrolobium bilobum, 2859 nucleotides. RefSeq lists its product as uncharacterized. The record is from RefSeq and is a predicted model, not a curated record. The coding region runs from base 1 to 2859 and encodes 952 amino acids. The transcript has 4 exons. Gene Ontology annotation, molecular function: nucleic acid binding; zinc ion binding; catalytic activity. Lineage: Eukaryota; Viridiplantae; Streptophyta; Magnoliopsida; Fabales; Fabaceae.